Messenger RNA from Seriola aureovittata, 817 nucleotides. It is a transcript of the gene ripply2, whose product is annotated as ripply transcriptional repressor 2. NCBI's taxonomy places the organism in Eukaryota, Metazoa, Chordata, Actinopteri, Carangiformes, Carangidae. The transcript has 3 exons. Gene Ontology annotation, biological process: embryonic pattern specification; negative regulation of transcription by RNA polymerase II. Gene Ontology annotation, cellular component: nucleus. The coding region runs from base 304 to 747 and encodes 147 amino acids. The record is from RefSeq and is a predicted model, not a curated record.
AAAAUGAUACAUGUGCGUGCGCUCAACCCCUUAUAGAGAGUUACAGUGGAUGUAAAAAGUGGGCACGCGUAAUGACCAUUUAACAUCUAAUCAAAGAUACGCUGAUACAGUAAUGUUGGAGAAAUGUCUCAAACAGGUCAAUCUCUCAGGAGGAAAUGUUUUUUUUUUAAAUUCUAGAUUCAAUAUUAAGAAAGAAAGCGACCAAAUGCUGUGAGUUUGCUCAAGUGUGACUUCACACCUCACCAUUGUGGCGCAUGGAAACACUUGGGGACGCGUCAAAAGCGCAAUUUGGCGCAGGCUGCCAUGGACCUGAUAAAUAGGAGGUUUCUUGCUUUCAGCCGCACAUCCUCUGAGGACUUGACACAGGACCGACAACCACAAGGAGCCAUGGAGACUUUCACUACCAGCAGUGGAUUAACUUCUGUUUUUACUGGAAACAACGUUGCCCACAAGCAGUCCGGCUUGUGGAGACCGUGGACUGGGAAAGAGGAGAGAAAAACUGACGCACACAAGACUCCUUCCAUGCACGGAGGCCUUUCUGAUGCAAACUACCCCAAAAUUCCUCAGGUCGUUCACCCAGUCAAAUUGUACUGGCCGAAAUCGAGAUGUUUCGAUUACCUGUACCAGGACGCAGAGAUGCUCCUGCGCAACUACCCGGUCCAAGCGACCAUCUGCCCCUAUGAGGACUGCAGCAGCGAUGAAGACAGCGAUGAUGAGGAGGAGGAGGUGGAGAAGGAGCUGAAUUAAAAGUCUCGCUUUGAAGACAAAUUGUUGCCUAAUAUAUAUUUCUCUUAAUUUAUUCCUGUAAAUAUUUGUA